This is a messenger RNA of Exaiptasia diaphana, 1891 nucleotides long. Its product is annotated as dTDP-D-glucose 4,6-dehydratase. Gene Ontology annotation, molecular function: dTDP-glucose 4,6-dehydratase activity. Gene Ontology annotation, biological process: nucleotide-sugar metabolic process. The transcript has 14 exons. Lineage: Eukaryota; Metazoa; Cnidaria; Anthozoa; Actiniaria; Aiptasiidae. The record is from RefSeq and is a predicted model, not a curated record. The coding region runs from base 246 to 1400 and encodes 384 amino acids.
GUGUGUCAAGAUGGCGGAUGGGAAGCGCAAGUGAAACACCACAGAAACCUUGCAUUUGCCUGCCAAAUUUCAAACUUUUAUAUGGAUAUUGGGUUUUUCUGAACUGUCAAUCACUAAACUAAUCAAAAAGCUCGGAGCCUUUCCAGUGAUUGGCCGCUCAGAAAAGCCCAAAUUCGAAUAAAAGUUUUAAUGUCAUAUCGAAAACUGCCUCGUGACUGUUUUGAAAAACAUAUUUCUCGUAUUCCAUGGAAACAUGCUCAGGGUGCCAAUGCGGUCAAACAAAACAGUAUACGAAYAGAAUUCUGGUUACAGGAGGUGCUGGAUUUAUAGGAUCCCAUGUAGUUAUCCUUCUAGUAGAGAGAUACCCAGACUAUUACGUAGUGAAUCUGGAUAAGUUAGACUAUUGCUCUAGUUUAAAAAAUCUUCAAAGAAUAAAUGACAGGCCGAAUUACAAAUUCAUAGAGGGCGACAUCUGUGAAGCAAACUAUCUUAGGUAUAUUUUUCAGUCAGAAGSGAUUGAUACUGUUUUUCARUUUGCUGCACAGUCUCAUGUAGACAACUCAUUCUGGAGCUCACUUGACUUUACUAAGAACAAUGUUUAUGGAACACAUGUUUUGCUAAAUGUUGCAUACAAUUCUAAAGUGAAGAGAUUUAUACAUGCCAGUACUGAUGAGAUAUAUGGCUCAGGACAUGAUAAGGGUAYCACUAAAUAUAAUGAAAUGUCUCCUUUGAGACCCAGCAACCCUUAUGCUGCUUCCAAAGCAGCUGCAGAAUGCAUUGUGAUGUCAUACUUGAAAAGUUUCAAGCUCCCUGUAAUUAUUACAAGAAGUAACAACGUAUAUGGUCCACAUCAGUAUCCAGAAAAGGUCAUUCCAAAGUUUAUUGCCCUUUUGAGACAAAAUCAGAAAUGCUGUAUCCAUGGAGAUGGCUUACAAGCAAGGAACUUCCUUCAUGUAGCAGAUGUUGCUGAAGCAUUUAUACAGAUUCUCCACACAGGAGAAUGUGGUGAGACCUACAACAUUGGCAGUGAUUUUGAAAUAAACAUACUUGAGCUUGCUAGAACUCUAAUAAAAAAGAUAAAAGGUGAAGAGACUGAGGAAGGGAUUCAAAGUCAUAUACAGUUUGUCCAAGACAGGCCUUUCAAUGAUAAGCGGUAUCCUAUGGAUUCUUCAAAACUGAAAGCACUAGGUUGGCAGCCUAAUAUGUCAUGGGAAGAAGGACUCAAAGCUACAUUGGAUUGGUAUUCUGAGAAUUUCUACAACUGGCCAUCAGCAGACCAGGCCCUGACAGCAUUCCCUAAUGGCUUCAAGACAAGUACUGUGAAUACUGAUGGUGGAGAGCAACUGGUAAAACCACUGUGCACUCCCAAUGACGUUGAUAAGCCAAAUGGAAAUCAUUGAUCAAGAAAGACUUUUAUUCUGGGAUAUUUGCAUUUUAAGUAUAUUACUAGUAAUCGAGUAUAAGAUAUUUAAGAAAAUAUUUUUGAAAUAUUUAUUAAACAAAUAAGAAACUAAAAAGCAAUUUAUGUAAAUAUCAAUUCUGUCUGCAUUUUUGGUAAUGCUUCAGUUUUGUGAUUCUGUUAUGUAUAUUUUAAACAAUAUAUUGUCAUACAAUUUGAUAAUAAUCACACUGAACUAAAGCUUAAUUUAUUUAGAUGUGUUAUCAUUGACAUAAAUAAUCAUUGCUCAUUUACUUGCUUCUGUUUUCAAGUUCUCGUUAUUCACUGAAUCGUCACUUGCCUUAGGCAAUAUUCAAAAAUUUCAAUUUAACUAGAAGCUAUAAAUUARUAUUAAUACUAUAUAAAAAUUAAAUAGGAAUGACUUAUGCCUAGUUUUAUUUUUAUGUAACAACMCUCUAAUGAAUAAAUUAAAUAAAUCUUACACGUAUAAUA